AUCUACAGUUAGCCUUCAUCGCCAAAUUUUAUCUCUUCCUGCAACCAUUUUCCGUUGCUACAUCCAUUUUCACAGCUUCAAAACAAUCAGAACUACAAAUAACUACAUAUCUGAUGAGUUCGUAUAGGAACCCUUCAGCUAAAAAGCAGAAACACGAGAAAAGGGAGGUUUUAGGAGUGAGUUUCAGGCCCGAAAACUUCAUCCCGGGCCUCAUUAUUGGCUUCAUAUGUGGGUUCUUUUUGGACUUGGCUAAGCCCGCAAAAGGUCCGAGUGGCAGGAAAAUUGGGAGCUCACCAGCAAGCAAAAAUCAUCAGCAGCCAAGAAUUGCGUCUAGCAACAAUGAGGAAGAGCUUAAAAUGGUUUUAGUAGUUAGGCAAGAUCUGAAGAUGGGAUCCGGAAAAAUUGCCUCCCAAUGUGCUCAUGCUGCUACUGGCAUGUAUGCAGAUCUCGUGCAAAGCAAUAGAUCUCUUCUGAGGCAAUGGGAGCUCUGCGGCCAAGCCAAGAUAGUCGUUACGUGCAAAAACCAGCAAGAAAUGAAUAAGAUAAAGGAUGCUGCUGAGACCAUUGGCCUCCCGACUUUUACCGUUGCUGAUGCAGGACGAACUCAGGUUUCUGCUGGCUCGAAAACUGUCCUUGCAGUCGGACCUGGGAAUAAAUCAGCUGUGGACUCUGUAACAGGGAAGCUGCGGUUGCUUUGACAUCGGUGUCUUUUCUUUGUGUAGCUUUGUUUGAUUUCUAACUGCUGUGGUUCAGUUGUCAAUCUUGAUAUUCUUAUUGGCUUUUCAGUUUCUGAGAGAAUCUUCAUCUUUUACUACAAAACAAUGUAUUUUGGCCUAUUAAUUUUGCUGAUUUAACACAAUUUAAACAAAAAUAAUAAUUGCAAUAGUUUGAAUUUGUUGCAAAUUAUUUUAUCACAGUAAUAAAUAUACUUCCUCUAUUUACGUUGAAUAUAACAGCCAACGCAAAUCCUGAAGUCCAACAUGCGUAGCGCAGAGUACCAUCGCUGCUAAGCUUCUAAUGCCUCUCCAAAACCCUCUCUUCGUUUUGGCUAGUCCUCAAUAAUGGCGCCUCGCUGCAGAACGAUUUCAAGGCCGGCAAUGAGCUUUCUCAAAUCAUCAUUCUCGAAGCCCUCAAGCACACCCAUGUUCUCCGCUCAAUUGGCCCGCCUCUCUUCACCCCCAUUUUCUAGGCCAUUGCCCCAAAUGGCUAUGCUCCAGUCUCUGCUACCUCUCCACUCAGCUUUGUCGUCAGCUCGACUAACCUCUUGUCUAGGCAUGGACACCAAAGGCUGCAGAUCUUUGUCUCAGGGAAUGUGCUGCAACCUGCCUACCACCUGAUUAGUUAGGCUUCCUGUGUCAUUUGCGGCUCUCAAGUUUUGAAACUAGGUCUCUCUGUGCCGCGAUGAGAGAGGAAAUGCAAUAAAGGUUGAAGAAAGAUACUCCCUCCGUUUCUUCAUAGUUGAGUCAUUUUUCUAUUUCGGGAAGUUCCUUUAUAGUUGAGUCAUUUCCAUAUAUGGAGGGUUGGAAGCUGGAAGUUCGCCGGGUGAAAUUGGCAAAGCAUGCAGAGAUCAGAAACUUCGCCCGGUCGGGCGAUUAUGAGCUUCAAAAACGCCCGGUCGGGCGAAACGCGUAAAAGCAUGAGGAGAGUCCAGAAAGUUCGCCCGGUCGGGCGAUUCUUCAAGACACAAAACGCCCGGUCGGGCGUUUCCCGCGAGCCAUCCAGAAGCCUUUCGCCCGGUCGGGCGAUUAUCCCUUCUAAUUUCGCCCGGUCGGGCGUUUGGUGGUUCAACUGCAUUUCAGCAGUUUUCUCGGCAGUUUUGCUGGGGGAAAAUAAAAAGAAAAAGGAAACGGAUGGUGCAGGGGGGAGAAGAAGCGAGGCUAGAGGGAGAGCACGUCAGAAAGGAAUUGAGAAUUGGAGAAGCACGAGUUUGAAGAAGGAAGAACCAAGUCAAACAUUUCUUGGAUUUGUAUUCCAUGGUUUUAAUUGUUGUCUCUCCAUUUAUUAUUUUCUCUAGUGUGGAAAUGCUAGGCUAAGAACUCCAUUGUUGCUCCAAACAUGUAGAUGGAUUAAUUAAUUGUUUGAUUUAUACUAUGUUCUUCUUUAUCUUAUGAUCGUCUUCAUCA
Messenger RNA from Salvia splendens (bonfire salvia), 2123 nucleotides. RefSeq names its product peptidyl-tRNA hydrolase 2, mitochondrial-like. Bases 114 to 698 code for a protein of 194 amino acids. Gene Ontology annotation, molecular function: peptidyl-tRNA hydrolase activity. NCBI's taxonomy places the organism in Eukaryota, Viridiplantae, Streptophyta, Magnoliopsida, Lamiales, Lamiaceae. Gene Ontology annotation, cellular component: cytosol; mitochondrion. The record is from RefSeq and is a predicted model, not a curated record. The transcript is spliced from 12 exons.